AUGGUGACUUUGAGGAAACAAUAUGUGGUGGCCAGACAAGUGUACUCUGAGGACAGCUUCGCUGAAGAUCAUGAGAAAAUCUGCAGGGUGCGCAAAACCAUCCUGGACCACGUGAAAGAGUACCUAACUUGUGAUUCAAAACGUGCCAAAAACGCAGUGCUCGCUCUUCUGCCCAUCAUUGGCUGGAUGAAGAUCUACAGAGUUAGAGAGUGGCUGCUAGGGGACGUGGUGUCUGGGAUCAGCACUGGACUGGUGGCUAUCAUGCAAGGACUUGCUUUCUCCCUGCUGGCCUCGCUGCCUCCCAGCUAUGGACUCUACACGGCUUUCUUCCCCGUGCUCACAUACUUUUUCCUUGGUACUUCAAGACACAUCUCUGUAGGCUCCUUCCCAGUCCUGAGCCUGAUGGUAGGUGCCGUGGUGACCCGUCUGGUCCCAGAGGACAGACCGCCAGCCAAUAUCACAGGCUUUGAGGGUCUGACUCAGGACCAGCAGAGAGUCCUGGUGGCCUCCUCUGUGACCUUCCUCAUGGGGAUUUUCCAGCUGGCGAUGGGUGUUCUGCAGGUGGGCUUUGUUGUCGUGUACCUGUCGGACACUCUGGUGUCCGGCUUCACCACAGCAGCUGCCAUCCACAUCCUGGUGUCCCAGCUCAAGUUUGUGUUGGGGCUGCAGGUCCCAGGCAUCAGCGGACCACUCGCCAUCAUAUAUACCCUGGAGAAGAUCUUUAUCCAGAUCACCUCCACCAACGUCUGUGACCUGGUUAUGUCCAUAGUGAUCAUGGUGGUGGUGUUCAUUGUGAAGGAGCUGAAUGACAGAUACAAAGCCAAACUGCCAGUGCCCAUCCCCAUAGAAGUUUUCAUGACUAUCAUAACUUGUGGGGUGUCCUACGGCUUCAGCUUUGAGACGAGAUAUGAUGUUGACGUUGUUGGCAAAAUGGUUAGUGGGUAUGAGUCUCCCAUUGCACCCAGUAUGGAGGUCUUCCAGGAAAGUGCCAUGGAGGCCUUUCCUAUAGCCAUAGUGGGGUUUGCUGUUGCCUUCUCCGUGGCCAAACUCUACUCGAUCAAACAUGAUUACACCAUUGAUGGUAACCAGGAGCUCAUUGCAUUUGGGGUUAGCAACAUAUUCGGCGCAAGCUUCAGGUCGUUUGCAGCCAGCACGGCGCUCUCCAGAACAGCCGUGCAAGAGAGCUCCGGAGGCAAAACGCAGGUAGCAGGGAUCAUCUCAGCCAUGAUGGCAAUGAUUGUAACUGUAGCGCUUGGGUUCCUGCUAGAGCCGCUCCCCAGGUCUGUCCUGGGUGCCUUGGUGAUCGUCAACCUGAAGGGCAUGCUGAUACAGUUCAGAGAAAUCCCGUACCUGUGGAGGAGGGACAAACCAGAAUGUGUGGUGUGGAUGGGAACAUGCCUGGGUGCCGUCCUGCUAGGCCUGGAUCUUGGUCUGGCGGUGGGCUUGGGGAUGGAGCUGCUCACUGUUGUCUUCAGGACUCAGUUUCCCCGCUGUUCUGUCUUGGCUAACAUCCCAGGGACUGACCUCUACAGGGAUCACAAAGAUUACCUGCAUAUAUUCGAACCAAAGGGAGUAAAAAUCUUCAGGAUACCCUCCCCUAUCUUCUUUGCCAAUAUAGAGUUCUUCAGGGACAAGCUUGUAGAGGCUGUUGGAUUUAACCCCUUGAGAAUUCUGAGGAAGAGGAACAAGGCUCUCGGGAAAAUCAAUAAACUGCUUCAGGAAAAGGAUGGUCACAUCACAGAGAGAGGAUUGGCAGAUUUAUUUUGCCAAACAACAGAUAAAUCCUGCAUAAACGUGGAGGAGCUGGACCUGCCGACUGACCUCAAGGGCCUUCCUUUCCGGAUGGACUGGAAAAUCGAGCUUCCCACUAACAUCAGUGUUCCCAGAGUGGACCUCCACAGCCUGAUCCUGGACUUCUCUGCUGUUUCCUUCCUGGACAUCUCUGCUCUGAAGGGACUCAAAACGGCACUAAAGGAUUUCAUCCGAGUUGGUGUGGAUGUUUACAUCGUGUCAUGUGAUGCUUACAUCCUGGAGAAACUACACAUCUUUAUGUUCUUCGAUGACGACAUUGUGACCUCCAUGUUCUUCCCGACCCUUCAUGAUGCCAUGCUGCAAGUGCUUGAAAAACACAAGGAGGACAAAAGUCAAGGCUCACUGUUAGCAGAUACCAAACUCUAGAAGAGCAACUGUCUCCAGGAACAUCCAUUCAGAAGGAGGAGCGUUUGGCUUCAGACUGCAAUGAAACGC
This is a messenger RNA of Xiphias gladius (swordfish), 2247 nucleotides long. Its product is annotated as chloride anion exchanger-like. Bases 1 to 2178 code for a protein of 725 amino acids. The record is from RefSeq and is a predicted model, not a curated record. NCBI's taxonomy places the organism in Eukaryota, Metazoa, Chordata, Actinopteri, Istiophoriformes, Xiphiidae. Gene Ontology annotation, biological process: transmembrane transport. The transcript is spliced from 19 exons. Gene Ontology annotation, molecular function: oxalate transmembrane transporter activity; secondary active sulfate transmembrane transporter activity; chloride transmembrane transporter activity. Gene Ontology annotation, cellular component: membrane.